Gadus macrocephalus (Pacific cod) is the source of this 6026-nucleotide messenger RNA. It is a transcript of the gene kiz, whose product is annotated as kizuna centrosomal protein. Gene Ontology annotation, biological process: spindle organization. NCBI's taxonomy places the organism in Eukaryota, Metazoa, Chordata, Actinopteri, Gadiformes, Gadidae. Gene Ontology annotation, cellular component: centrosome. The record is from RefSeq and is a predicted model, not a curated record.
UACAGCACCCUGGCAAGAAGAUAGAGCAAUGACAAGUCGACAAACUGCCGUAAGAAGGACAAAAAAUUACAUUGAAAGAGCUGUCAGUAGUGAACUUUGGAAAAUAAGAUAAGCUAACAGAAACAGGAAAUCGAAUCGGAAAAUGUGCCUGAUAAAGUUGUGGCAUAUCAGACCAAUAAGCGUACAAAACUUGAAGACAAGUAGCGUACAGUAGGUUCGCAUUUAGCAAGAAAUCUGUAAUCCUAGGUCAAACUAAUCAUGGGGUUGUGUGCCCUUUUCAUCGAUAGUUAUUAUAGCCUACUUACGAACGGAGAUGUCAUAUGCAGAUCAAAUAUUCAGGUAAAAGGUUUAGUCUUCAGGCUGAGGGCUAAUUAAAACAACUGUAUGCUAAAACUUCUAGAUUCAGCUUAUCAGUUAUUACAUUUAAACAGCAAAAUUAUUAGAAAAAUUGGCAAAGUUGUGCCUUGGAGAUAACAUUCGAGAACUCUCCCACGUGGUUCGUUUGUUUACCACUAGGGACUUCUGGGUAGUCGUUCUCAUGGUAACCAGUGUAAACACAUUCUGCCGCCUCAAAGUAACACGGAGCAUGAAUUUAGAAAACAGCACGCACAAUGAGAAUCGGUAUUAUGAAAAGAUUGGAUCUAUUCAGCAAAGUAUGCACGAAAGGGAAAAGCGGAGGCUGGAGUUGGAGAGGGAGCUGUUUGCCUACUCCCUAUCUGAUACAAGAAUCAAACAGAUAAAGUGUGCCAAACUGCGCAGCUAUCUCAAAGAAAUCUGUGAGAGGGAAAAGCGUGCAAAAACGAGAAACCUUGAGCUUCUGAGAGAUGUGAAGUGCAUAGAAAUGAGCUUGAAGGAAUAUGGACCUUCCCGUGCCACUCUACAACAACAAAAGGCUGAACACUUGGAUCGCAUUUCCAAUUUCAUGGCUGGAAGGAAAAAGAAAGAACAAAAGUCAAAUGAGCAAAAGGUUGAUUCUGCACACACACUAAACAAGCGAUACCCUGAUGCUCAGGUCACCGAAGACCUCGACCGCGUCCCACCGGGGACGUCGGCGGGACCCCUCCAGAGCUGCUCUGGCGGCGCCAAAGCUGUCGCCGCACGGGCGCCCUCACACCGAGCCUCAGCAUCCUCGGCGGCGGCGCCGGCAGUGCAUCACUCCCCCACUACACACGCACCCUCCCCCCAACGCCCCCCGAGUGGCCUUUUGAACGACCAUAGAGUCUGCCGAGAGGCUGCCACCGUCGGACCAGCAAAUCUAUCAGAUGACAUUUAUCAGGGCAACGGAGUUCGCCCCGACGGCUGUGAUCCAAGUGUCAGGCGCGAAAGGCCGGCGCCCGCGCCCGCGUCCUGCCGCAGCGUGACUAGCGAGGCUGCCGGAGGUGAGGAUGAGUAUUCACCGUCGCCGCCGGCAACCGCCACGCGACCUCAACCGAGUGCUUUACUCGCCGGUGACCUCAGCCCCGUUUGGUACAAGAAUCCCCCCGCAGACGCUGUCGCCCUUCAAUCCCCGGUCUUGGAGGAGAAAGACGUGACCCAUUCAGUGGCCCACACAUUCACCGGAGAGGAAUCGCAGGAAGUACCAGGUGAAGGCGAGGGGAACCUGAGAGUGGCCAGCUCUAGCGUGUUGUCGGUGAGCAGCGCCAGCGACCUGUCCAUCUCGCUGACCGAGUCGGAGCCAGAGGACGAACCGGCCGACGACGGGGGCUACCUCCACGACCGAGGGUCCAUGGCCAGCCCGUCCCCCGCCAGGCGUAGCCCUUCCCCUGUAGCUCCUCCACGAUCGUCCACGCCCGCAUCGCGGUCGGACGCAGAUUCACGACCUACAGAUGGCACCGCAGAAAGACUCACCCAUGAAGGACUCUAUCAUCUGCUGGAGAGCAUCGAAGGACGCCUCAGGGACUGCCACGCCGAUGCCUACCUGGCCUCUUUGAUUGAGGACGGCAAACUCGACGCAAUCAUCAGCCUCUGUAAUAGGGGAGCGCUGAGUGUGAGCGAUGCAGACCUGGUAGAAUGCAGCGCGGUGGUCCUACGCGAGCUCCAGAGGUUGUGCUGGAGCACGGAGAGGGGCUGCCUGCUGCCCUGGGAGCUGGUGGGGGGCCAGAGGGGCAGCCCCCAGCCGCAGGACAUCAGCUCAGGCCUCCCCCCUGACGGCGCUGGCCUGUGGGAUCGCUGGUUCAAGCACGCCCUUCUGCUGAAGGAGCGCCGCGUCAUCGGCACCGAGCGCCUGCUGCAGCUCUUCACGCCGCUGCUGCUGCCGCGCCAUGCCACCUACGGCCACCAGGCCAAAGUGCUGCUGAGGACACUUCUGUCCCGGUCCAGAGAGGAGUGUGCCAAGGAGGAAGAGCAGCAGCCGCAGCAGCAGCAGGAGGAGGAGGAGGAGGAGGAGGAGCGGAGGAGUGAUUCUUCUUCGUCGCAUAGUCGGAAACCGGAGGAAGCACCGACGUCCAGACCGCCAGAAAACCCGGGAGCACAAGCACUACAAAGUGGAGGAGAGGACAGCCAGGACGAAAGCCCCGUUGAAAGUAUUCCUAUUAGAGAGACGAGAGCAUAUCAGCUGCUUAAACAAUCCGCCGCGCAGAAGUGGCUUGAGGAGGAGGAGGGAGAGGACAAUGCACUUCCAGGAACAAACGACGGCGGUGAAGAGGACCCAGGGUGGGCAAAGCACUCGUCACAUCAAGACCCUUACCCCUGGAAAAAGAUUAACAACACCAAACCUGGACUAUCAAAAGCGGUCUGGGGAAAUUCCGACGACAGCAACUCAGACAUCGAAGCGGCGCUGCGUCCUCCAGCCUUCAACGCCAAGAACGACGACGACUCCGAUGACUUCUUUGACUGACGACUGGCCCGGCGUGUGGCUCCUCCUCCUGUACACACAUGCUUCAUACAUGCCGUGCGUUCCAUCCUGAAGCACUCCCUUCUCACUGCAAAGCAGACGUUUAUCGAAACGACACCCGUCUCCAUGUAACGGGUGUUUCAUGGAGACGGGUGUAAAACAGGAUUCCAUGUGAAUCCUUUGCACAGUGUAUUGUGAAAAAAAAAAAAGGACCACUGAUAAAGUUGAUGGCUCUCACGCCUGCUAAAGUGUGCACAAGAGUUGUCCAGUGCUUUGAUGUUAACCCUGCUUCAGUCUCUUGAUCUGAACAACUCUUGCGGGGCUCACAACAACAGCUUGAAAUAGAUUUAACAGAUCUUUUAAAGCGAUUUCUUUGCACCGGGCUGAACGUCAGGCAUUGUGAACGCCGCGAGCAUCUCCCGAGUGCGCCCGGGCUCUGGCGUGCUCGAGUAUAGUGAUGUGAGUCACCUGUAAAAAAAAAAAUGACAAAGCACAAUGGCCACUCUGGAGGCUAGCGGGCGACCCGUUAGCCCGCCGCUGAAGAGCCCCUCUAUCUCCUAGGGCAACACGCACCAAAAUAUAAAAAAAUAAAUGAAGUAUUCUGCCAUUCUCGCCAACUCGUAACGGAGCCAGCAGCAAAUUCUAACCCCUGAGGAUAUUUUUGGGGGGAUUUUCUUCAGCAUGUGUCUCCUCGUCCGGCAGGAAGUGAUGGAAAAGGAACGUUUUCUGACACAGUGCACUGUGUGAACAUGUGGCUUCCUUGUCUCUACACAGCACAAAAAUAAUGUGUGACAAACUAUUUGAUAUAUUUAGAUUUGAAGUAUUUACACACCACCGCGGCUGUAACCGUCACACGGUGAGUAGGGGACGGGCCAUAUCGAAUGUCUAUCCUCUUUUGCGUCGUUGCACAUUACAUGCCCAUUAAUUAGCCAAACUUCCUGUGUAGGCGGACACGGUCUGAAGUUUACAUUUACAGUUCAUUAUCUCUGCGCGCAAGCAGCCCCUAGCGUCCCGGCGUGUGUCAGCAGCAGCCCAUUAGUUAGCUCUACAGGUGACUUCACAUACCUGAACCUUCUAAAGUAGGCCUCCACACUCAUUACCAGUAAUGGCACCGGAAGCCACCACUGACGCACACCACCAAAUAACAUGCACCAAAAAACUAAAACCCAGCAAAGGACUGGGGUAGAAUACAUUUUGGUGUUAGCUAAAAGGCUCCCCUAGCAUAAUACCCAUGUUAAGGAGCGUGUCAACAGACACUUGUGUGUGUGUGUGUGUGUGUGUGUGUGUGUGUGUGUGUGUGUGUGUGUGUGUGUGUGUGUGUGUGUGUGUGUGUGUGUAUGUGUGUGCGGGUGUGUGUGUGUGCGCACGUAUAUGAAGAUAAUUUCCUAAUGCUCUUAUGUUUAACAACACAAUAAACAUUUUUUAAAGAACCACACAGACAUUAUGAUGUGGUAUUCUGCUUUCGCAGACCUGUUAUGUAGGCACAAAAAUGCGACGGUGACAUCACACAAUACCAUGCGACAAUAACAAACCCAGUGACAUCUCCUGUUCGUGACAUCAGAAUACAACCCUGUGGACAUGUGUAGGAAGGAAAGGAUUUAUAUCAGUAUGUAAAUUGCCUGAACAAUGGCAACCCUAGCCAGCACCACUUCUGAUUCACAUUCAAACUGUGUAUUUUGUUUUGGUGUAGAAUGAGCUAUCUUGUUGUAGAUAGGUGGACCCUAUCAGGGUCCACUGCUAGUUUAUCAAUGUACCCUGCUAUCAUUCAGCUUGCAAAACAGCCUGAGCUGUCUAUCCCAUGAUAUUUUUGAUACUAUUGCUAAAGAUCUCAUUGUAUACAUUUCUGAGGUCACGUUGAAUAUUGGUGCAUAUUAGGGUUUUUUGCAUUAAAUAGAAAACUGAAGUAAUGACCAGUUCAAUGACCAGUGUACGAUCACACUAUUUUGAUGUACAUUUGUAGGACCUUCUCCCUCAUCAUUCCAUGCACUAUACCUGCAGAUCACAAACAUUCAAACCGUCUCCAUUGUACAACGCCAUAUCCUCUCAAACUAAAUAACGGCAAUUCACUUAUAACUUCAAAAUUCAAUGGACACCGAAAAUUGUCCCUUUUUUCCUCUAAGAAAUUUAGCUGACAUUUUAAACACUUCCGGUUGAAUAUGUCUCUUUGAACUCAAAUUUUUCAUUGAAUAUGAACCUUCCGAGUACAAGGCGUGUAAAGUUAUCUAACCUUAGGACCACUUUCUGAUACCUUGAAUACCAAAAUGUUAAUUCUUUCAUUAUUAAGUGCAAUAGUAGCAGACACUUAUGAAUAUGAAAAGCGACAUUAUUAAAAUAAGAGGAUGCUAACAAAUUGUGAAAAUAGAUGAGAGCAAUUUUCUGUUGUUAUCAUUGGCUCUUUGUAUCUAUUAACGCAACUCAAGGCUCUUUGUCUGUCUUCCUUUGUCAGCAAACUGGUCAUUACAAAGAAACUCGGAGUUGCUCAUGAUCAAAGAGGUAGUUUCCAUUUUUUUAUUUUUACAUUCUGAAAUGUGUUAUGUUUUCUCUCCCUGCACAUAUAGAAAGAAAGAGACAAAAGCAUUGCGACGUCUGUAAUUACCUUUCGGCUGGAUGAAAUAAACCCUUUCUGAUUGUUACAGAGAAGGGACCCGCCAGACACAAUUAUUAGAAGUUAUUUUAUUCAGAGAUUCCCUACUAAGUCAUUCAAUGUAUUACAUUAAAACAUUGGGAUCCAGUAUCACACACUGGCUUGAUUAGCCAGUGAAACCUAGACCUACCCUAGAUCUCCAGUUAUCCAGCCUCUUUACCCUGUGUUAACUAGCCAUUGGUUACUGGAGGUGUGCGUAGCCAGUCAUGUUAUAUUUAUGUGCGUUAGCAUAGCAUUGCAUUCAGCCUUCAACAGCCGCCAAAGAAUGCCUUCCACAGUGUAGGCGGCAGCAGACACACACAAUGAUCAUGUCCAUUGGUAAUACAACUAUGUAGGAAUAGUUCUCAUCUUUGACUUUGAGUAAGGUUUGUCAGAAUAUGUUUUGUUAAAGUGGUUGCUGCAGCUGAAGACAUAAUGGCAUACCAGGCAUUACAUUCCAGCCUUUCAAAAUCAUACAACAGUGAGAAAUGUUAUUAUUACAAUGGGAUGCUAUUACAAUGGUUGACACUUGAACUCAAGACUAUUAACAAAUAAACCGCAUAUAAGUUC